This is a messenger RNA of Sinocyclocheilus grahami, 1268 nucleotides long. RefSeq names its product nucleolar protein of 40 kDa-like. NCBI's taxonomy places the organism in Eukaryota, Metazoa, Chordata, Actinopteri, Cypriniformes, Cyprinidae. The record is from RefSeq and is a predicted model, not a curated record. Gene Ontology annotation, molecular function: zinc ion binding; RNA binding. Gene Ontology annotation, biological process: RNA stabilization. Bases 272 to 982 code for a protein of 236 amino acids. The transcript is spliced from 8 exons.
GACAAGGGGAACGUACUGCUCUAAAUGUAUUUACGUUUUGCAGCGUCUUAAAUAGUAACGACGCUCUCAGUAUUUACAUUUGACCUUUUUUAUUGAAUAAUGAUUUUUGUAAUUGAAACUGCGAUAAUUUAGCACGUGCAUAUUGCAGUCCUCUUAUAGAUUGUUUUCAAAUUACAGUAAACUGUCCUAGACCUGAUCCCAUCGGCAUGUCCAGUUAAAGAACUAGUUACAGACAGAUGGCAAACCAUACGUGUACCUCUCUGCAGGUGGAAUGGCAGAUGAGGGGAUGAGAGAGCCAGCUGGUCUGGAUAGACUGCCACCAAUGUACAGCAUUCUGAAGGGAGAGGUAGUUUCUGUUACAACAUAUGGUGCUUUUGUUAAGAUUCCAGGAUACAAAAAACAAGGUCUGGUUCAUAAGAGUGAGAUGUCAUCCUGUCGGGUGGAUAACCCAGCUGAAAUUGUUGAUGUAGGGGAACAAGUGUGGAUAAAAGUCAUUGGCAGAGAGAUGAAAGAUGAUAAAGUAAAACUGUCAUUCUCUAUGAAAUCUGUCAAUCAAGGCACUGGGCGGGACCUAGACCCCAACAAUGUUAUAGCAGAACAGGACGAACGUCGCCGGAGACAGUUUAGAGAUCAUACUGGGCAGAAGAUCACGCUGGAGGCUGUGCUCAACACCACAUGCAAAAAGUGUGGCUGCAGAGGUCACUUUGCAAAGGACUGCUUCUCCCAGCCUGGACUGCAGUACAGUUUAGUGCCAGAAGAAGAAGAGGAGGAGCAGCAGCCGCCACAGACCAGUCAGCAAACCCAAUCAGAGCCCCAGAAACGUAAAAAGGAAAAGAAGGCAAAGAAAGAAAAGAAGAAAGAGAAGAAAAGAGACAGCUCUUCAUCCGAUAGCAGCGAUGAAGAUGCCAAACGGCCACGGCAUUCACACACACAUUCAGAAAAGAAGAAAAAACACAAGAAGCACAAACAUAAGACAAAGUGAUUCUUUUGGUUUGCAAAACAGUUGCGAUAUGCAAGUACUAGCUUGUGCAAGAACUGUUUUUUUUGCAUCAAUAUCAAGAUUAAAUGUAUCUGAUCAUUAAUAUUACAAGUUUGACCAUUAAAAGUGACUGGAUUCAUGUGUGAAGGUUAAAAGGUUCACUGCGCAACCUCCGAAUGGCCUUUCACCCAGAAACACACAGACACAAGGCCCAGUCGCUUGAUUUAGAACACAUGCACGUCACCCAGCAGACACUGGAACACGCUUAAAUUAGAAGGACCUCAUGGAA